GCUGUGUGACAGACACGUGGGUCAGACACUGACACGACACAGACUCUUGUCUGUUGUCGUGUGUAUUUGUGUUUAUAUGCAGCGAGCCAGAGGCAUGUGGUAGUCAAGUGGAAAUAGCAUGGACUGGUGACUCUGUGGGGAAACUUUACGACACGACUCCAACACCACAGCAGGCACAUGCAUGCUGAGGCUUAGUCAACCUGGAUUUCUCAGUGCAAUAGUGAGAAAACCACAAGAGUCAUGCCUUCACAUCGCAGGGGAAGAAGCCUCUCUGAAGCCCUGACCUUGGAGCAGUUAGAGGAGGGAGGGGUGGUCAUUUCCAGUAUCAAUAAUGUCUCUUCCGGCAAAGGACUAAAGGAAGGGGAUGAAAUUCUGGGGGCAACAAUCAAUUUUGAUCAACUGUCCAAAGAAGAGGUGUCAAAAGUACUGAAGCUGAUGGAGCCAUUUGAUGAUAAAGUUCAAGUCCUCACUCGAAGCAACCGGAGCAAGAGCCUUGACAAUCUGGACCAGUGUACCAAGGGUCCUGGGGCUAUGCUGACGGAUUCCUACAACAAACUGUACAACACCAAAAUCAAGAAGUUUUUGAUGGAUGAUGUACCCAGUGUUGAAGGGGGCUACGUGAAUGGGGAGUUUACUGCCAAACCACCUGUACAAAGCUCAUCCAAGGUCAACCAAAGAAAUGACAUGGGGCUGCCUCGCCUUGGAGUUGACUUUGGACUUCUGAAAUCCAAGACUUUAAUCACAGAUGCUAAUGCUGAUUCACACUCUUAUGAGGGAAGCUUAACAGAUGGCAGCAAUCUGAAUCUUCCACCGCUAGGUCUUGGCUUGAAUGGGACUAAUCUAAGUGAAGCUCAGGUUCCAAGAUUCAAAAUCGGUGCCAGAUGUCCAGAUCUAGACUUACCAGAAGACCCAAAUGUCAGCACUACAUCUUGUAUGCAAUUGCAAAAUACUGACCACCCAUCAUUUGACAAUGCAAUGCGAAAUCUUGAAAAUCCUCAAAUUGGACUUGAAGUUCCAGAAGUAGAUGUAGGCCUAAAAGGUUCAAACAUUACUACCCCUGAAAUGGGGAUAGACCUUGAUGGCAGAAGUUUCUGUGGUCCAUCUGUUAAUUCCAGCGUUCCCAAAGUGGCCAUUGAAGGAAGAAACCAGGAAUUCAAAAUGCCUACAUUUAAACUGCCAGAUCUGGGCCUCUCAGGAUCUUCUUUUAGUGGUCCAGAAUGUGACGUUAAGCAUGAAGGCACACCAGGGAAACUCAGUCUAAAGUAUUCCAAGAGACUGAAAAACCCAGAUCUAAAUUUGGAUGAUUCUUCCAGUUAUGUAAAAUCACCCAAGCUUAGGCUGUCUGGGAUAUCACCUGAUUCAGAGCAAGGAAUGUUGGGUAUUAAUGUAUCAAAACCAGAUAUCAGUGGGACAGACACUGACAUGCCUUUAGGUGAAAUCAAGAUGUCACACAAGAAACCAAGGAUUUCUCUUAAAUCUCCUGAUUUAGAUUUGGACGCUCAAUCUGGCAUGCUCAAAAGUGACACUGAUGUUAAAACACCUGACCUAAGAUUGAAAACAUCAAAACUAAAAGGUGGCAUGUCUGCACCUGAUGCAAACAUUCCCAAAGCUGACCUUAAGGGUGAAAAUUGGGCCACUGAUGCUCCAUCAGUUAGUAUUAAAGGUCCAUCUGGAAAAUACAGGGUUCCAACGUUUAGAAUGCCCAAAUUUGACUUACCAGUCAUUCAGGUUCCUGGUUUGAAUGGAGACUUGGAUGGACCCGAUGGACAGCUUUCAGGUACACUGCCUAGAGGGUCAAAUUUAAAACUAAAUGCACCUGACAUAAAUGUGCCAAAUGUUGACCUCAAAGCACAAAAACUAAAAAUUAAUGCACCAAAAGCUAACUUAGACUUUCCAUCAGGGGAUCUCAAAAUGCCAGAACUUCAUGGUCCAGAUUGGGAUGUUAAUGCUCCUUCUGGGAAAUUAAAAAUGCCUAAAUUUAAUCUGUCAGGGACACUGCCUAAAGGACCAAAUUUAGACCUGAACGCAGAUCUUAAUUCCCCAGAUCUUAAUCCAAAAGCUCCAAAGAUAAAGGGUGGAAUUGAUGUCCCUGAUUUGGACUCACCAGACAUAGAUCUGAAAGCUCCCAAAUUAGAUAUGAACACUCCAGAUGUCAACAUUGGCUCACCAAAAGGGAAGCUGAAAUUCCCCAAAAUGAAAAUGCCUAAAUUCAACCUUCCAAGCCUUAAAGGUCCUGAAAUUGAUGGCAACUUGGAAGGUCCAAACAUAAAUACACCCAAUGUCAACCUCAAAGGUCCUAAAGCGGAUCUUGAUCUAGAUAUUUCUGGUCCAUCUGGCAAGUUUAAAAAAUGGGAUUCUUCUGGGGUCCCUCAUGCCAGUGUUAACUCCAGAUGGGGAGAUUGCGUGUCCAUGGCUGUGUGGAGCCUGGAGAUUAAGGUUGGAACCUCUAGCUCUAAGCACAUGAUGUUUUCCUGUAAAGUCGUCAAUAUUGAGAUCUGA
Messenger RNA from Haplochromis burtoni (Burton's mouthbrooder), 2499 nucleotides. RefSeq names its product neuroblast differentiation-associated protein AHNAK-like. Gene Ontology annotation, biological process: regulation of RNA splicing. The transcript is spliced from 7 exons. Gene Ontology annotation, cellular component: nucleus; cytoplasm. Bases 241 to 2499 code for a protein of 752 amino acids. Lineage: Eukaryota; Metazoa; Chordata; Actinopteri; Cichliformes; Cichlidae. The record is from RefSeq and is a predicted model, not a curated record.